GAUACUCAGAUCCUUACAUCCAAACCAGAACGUCUGACACCCCAUAACAUCACAAAAGCAGUGAAUAUAACCAACAUGCUGCUGUCCUCUGAAACCAACGGAUCAAUGGAUAUUGCUGUGUCUACAGUAGCCACGGUCAGUCAGCUCCUGAGUGCCGGUCAAGGGAAAUUCUCUGAUGUCGACCGUGAUGCUCUUUCAAAACUAACACAGACUCUGCAGAAAUUCUCACUGCUCAAUGAAUCAAUUAAAUUCCUGGUACAGCCAAAUUUGGCAGUGCAGUCCUUUAAGGGGAAACCUGGGACUCAACACGUGCAGUUAACCUUAUUUAAAGUCCUGAUGUCUUUCAAUAUAAACUAUCAGUAUUCAGAAGCAUUAAACUGGAUUAGCAUCAUCGGCUGUUCUCUUUCUAUAUUGGGUCUGGCUGUCACAGCAGUUUACCAAAUUGCAACCAGGAAGUCAAGGGGAUGCAGCCCGACUCUGCUUUUGGUGAACAUCUGUGUGAGCAUGAUGAUUUUCUACCUUCUCUUCAUCUUUGGGAUUAACAACCCGGUCGAACAUGCAGAAGUGGCUAAUGUUUCAGAAGAAAAUCUCGUUCUUGUGUCAGAUUACCAUCGAUACUCUGACGAGGGUCCUUGUACGGCUUUUACAGCCUUGAUUCAUUACUUCUUGUUGGCCACAUUCACUUGGAAUACUCUGUAUGGAAUAAAUGUGUUCCUCCUCUUCAAAACAACCACAAUAUCUGGAACACCCCCAUGGUUUCCCAAGGUGUCCCUAGCUGUCGGAUGGGGGUUUCCGGCCAUCAUUGUUGGUAUCUCACUGGGUUCCACUUACAGAGUCGAAAAUCCUUUAGAUUAUCGACAAGAAGAGUUGUAAGUACCAAUGUUUGGGGAUUUCAUUGAUUAAUUUUUUUGACACUAGUAAUUGAUCACUAAAUGCUUACAGUACUGAUUUUAUGAGUUCACUUGUCAUAUAGUUGCUGGUUGGCUUUCUUGGACCCCAAACAGAAUAUCAGUAUGAGGAAGCCAAUGUUCUGGGGAUUUCUGCUUCCUUUGGUUAUCAUGCUGUUCUUCAACAUGGCAAUAUUGCUGCAUUUCGCUCAGAACAUCUGCAAGACCGUCCCUAAUUU
Messenger RNA from Misgurnus anguillicaudatus (oriental weatherfish), 1126 nucleotides. Lineage: Eukaryota; Metazoa; Chordata; Actinopteri; Cypriniformes; Cobitidae. The record is from RefSeq and is a predicted model, not a curated record.